AAUGCAGAAUGAUGAUGGCUAAAUGAAMUUAAAAUAGCCAUUAAAUCUGGAAAGUCACAGUUGAAAUGCUAAAGCUAAACAUUGUUUGUAUUUUAGAAUGUAUUUAGACUUGAAUAUCAAGCUAUAAAGUAUGCGCCAUAUUAACAAGAUUAUCAUCAAACAAGCUACAGAGUCAAGAGCUGCUAGUAGUUGUGGGAGUGAUAYUGAUAGACAAGAACUGAUUAAUAACUAUGGCAAUGAGAAGUACCUCAGUAAAUGGGGAAUUGAAGAUAACAUUCCUCCUCCAGAUACCCAGACAAGGGAUGAACAAAAACUAGGGACAAAUCAAGCCAGUGAAGAAAUUCAAGACCAUUUGUCAGCUGAUGAUGACAAUGCAUCAUUAGUAUCAUAUAAUAGUGUACGUGAUGGUACACAAUCCAAAAAUACUACAUAUCUACCUUAUCAAGUACAACAACCAUCUCAAGAUAUCACUCUAUGGCAAGGAUAUAGCGGCAAUAUCUACUUUGACUCUGUAAGAUGUAGAGCUUUACGAAUAAACAGCUCAAAACCUAACAAAAAGAAGACGAAAAAAGAGAGAUCCUUGUCAUAUCGUUCAACAAAGUCUUGCAGUCCUUCGAUAGAAGUCCACGCAUUUAAUAACAGUGCAAGCUCGUUUUACAGUCUUGGAAGUCUGAGAAUUAGCUCCAGAGAAGACAAAAAGAAACUCACUCCAUUUAAAAAUCAGCUUCAAUAUAGCAAGCUUCGUAAAGGUUUUGUAGAAAUUGAAGAUCGGAGAAAUGUCCACAGAACUCAUUCUACUCCAACAUCCCUGGUGAUCUCUGGAGGACCAAUGAACGGUAAAACGGACCCCAUUGACAGUGUCUAUCGACUGAAUACUAAGAUAAGAUCAUCAUCUAAGACUAAGAGUAGAGAUGGGUCAAGUCUGAAUGAUUUCACUUCCCUUAUGGGAAAUAACACAAAAAUACAUGCGCAAGUUUCAGAAAGUGUUGGUGAUGUGGCAAAUGGAGAGCAGCAAGGCCAAUAUGGCAUUUUACCUCAAGUGGUCCAGACGCCUGGUAGCAAGGACGUAUCAGAGCCAACACCAGUCUUUAUUAUCCCCUUUGCUACACUGGAUGAUCCAGUAGAUACAGAUACUUACUAUCAAAAAACAGAAAAAAGACCAUCUAUUGAGAGUGAAAAAGGAAUAAACAAAUCUUUACAAAAAACAGUCAAACUAGUUCCAGAAAUCACAGGUAAACCUGGCAAACCAUCCGUAAUAAAGCCUGAUAAACCAGCCGUACAAAAGCCUGAUAAACCAACCACUCAAAAAACAGUUGUACAAAAAACAACUACACCAGUUAUACAAAAAUCAGAUAAAGUCAAGACAUCUGUACAGCCGCUUGAAGAUAAACCUAAAGAACAUAGACUUCAGCAAACUAUUCCUAAUGCAGUUCCUACGCACAUUGUCAACAUCACCGGUGAUGAUAACAUCUCACGUGUAUCACCAAGGCCAGACUUAAAUAUUCGCCGUGAGAUAAGCAAUUCUUCAUUGAGUAACUAUUUACAAGCGGUUCCUCAAAGAACGAAGACUGUGGUCAAAGAACAGAAAAAAUCAAUGCCAAAAUUAACCUACACGCAGAGAACUAGAGAAAUAUGUACGACAGAAAUAGAAAAUAAAAAUACGUUCUAUGAACAACCAAAUGGUUUGCCAAGAACAGAGGCUUUGUAUGGGGGCUAUUUACCGUCCACACGACCUGCCAAAAACUUUCACGCUGACUUUCUUAGUGAAACUGCCAGUGACAGUAGUACCGUGACAUCACGACAAAAUAAGCAUCACGUGACUAAGUCUAUCCAUAAAAGGACUUCAUUGAAGGAUAAUGGGGCGGAAGUGAAGGGGAAAUUUCAUCUGCCAGUGAUAGGAUGGAAUGUGUCGUAAAGCAUUAUGGAAGCCAACCCUCUGUCGACCACACCUUGCUUGCCACGAGAUCACCAAAAGACAACAUCAACUCGUUACAAAAGCGUUGGCAUCAUCAUAUUCAUCAUCAUCACCCUAUAAUAUUCAUCAUCAUCAUUAUGCACGAGAAAGUAGUCAAAGUGGCGUGCUGUAGCAAGCGCUUACACCUUCAGACACUUGUGACUCCAUUUUAUACAGUCUCCGGUCUGACCUCAAUCCCUGAAUCUCUCAAUAAACCAUGAGCCAAUAUUCCGUUUAUCUGCAUUUCAUCGACCCUUCAUCACAACCUCUUAAUAUUUCUCUAGACAUAAAAUUUCGAGUAGGCGCUGUCUUUAUGUUCCUUUAAGCUGCCAUUAACACUGAGAGGGAAGUAGAGAUAAUGGUUAUCGCUACCAUUAGUACUACUCUCGUGGUUUGGACCUUCUAGUCUUUGCCAAGCAGAGUGGGCUCGCUGAUAUUAUCAUAUCAAUGAGUCAAUUUCGAAUGUGAGCAUGGUUGUUUUAUAAUGUUUUUAUAUGCUAGAAAAAGUGUAUAUCGUAAGAGAUUGUUUAAUUUUAAUGACUAAGAUUAUAAAACGAAAAUUAUAAAAAAGGAUAUACUUUUUUAAUCUUAACAUGUUUCAGCAUUUCUAAUUCUUCUGAGGAUGGCAUAAUGUAAUGCUGAAACAUGUUAAGAUAAAAAAAGUAUAUCGUAUUUUUUAAAGUUUUCUUAUCUCUGGUGCUAGUACGAAACUAAGAUUAUAAAGAUGAGAAAAUGUAAUAAUUAGUAAAGAUUUUAUAUUUAUGGUUAUGUUAAAAACCAUUCAAACAACGA
Molecule: messenger RNA, 2746 nt
Organism: Exaiptasia diaphana
Lineage: Eukaryota; Metazoa; Cnidaria; Anthozoa; Actiniaria; Aiptasiidae
Exons: 4
Coding region: 131-1915 (594 amino acids)
Source: RefSeq, a predicted model, not a curated record